CUCGUUUGAUUGACAACUCAGGGCGGGCGCAGGUUGCAGUCUUGCUUGUUAUAUCUCGUAUAACUCUUUUUGUGUCCUGUAGGGCUGCACUGCUGUGUGUUUCACAAAGUCACAAUUUAUCGUUGGCGCGCGCUUCCGCUGCGUGGACGUGCUUCAAGCAGCAUGCAGAUGUCGCAAACUCUGAAGCAUGGAUGUGGAAGCAGUACGAUCCACCGCUCGCGCGGUCGGGAUGUGGCGCGCGUGGCCAUCCGGGGAAACGCCCCGGUCGCGUCGACCUCCGCUGGCAACAACGUUCCCCGCGCGCUUGUUUCGCCUGCCCUGAGCCUGGCUCGCCGCGGACCGGCACCUCCGGCCGCAGCCGCUGCUCCAGCGAUCGACGAGAGCAGCUACGCCGCGCCGCCGCUGCCCCAGACCUUCACUCACGCGCCGCACCUCAUCGCCUCCGCCCCCUCGCCUCACGGCCGCGGCGCUGUGGUGGUUCCUGACGGCAGCGGCGCUGUUUCUGUGAAGGUGUGGGCGCCGCACGCGGCGUCCGUGUCCGUGCUGCUUGGGGACUCUGGUGCCGAGGUGCCUCUUCACCGCGAGUGGGACGACUGGAGCGCUGUGCUGUCCCCUGGGUCGCUCAGCCCCCAGGGCGGCGCCUACUGCUUUCGGCUCACCACGCACGACGGCCACUCCUUCACACGCCGCGACCCCUACGCCCGAGCCACCGAGUACACCAGCGACUGGUGCUACGUGGACGACCCCGCCGCCUUCCAGUGGAGCGACCGCCCCGCCGGCAGCUCAUCCGCCUCCUCCCCGGCCCCCCCUCUGCCGCCCGUGCGGCACCUCGGCGACCUAGACCUACUGGGCAGUGCCGGCAGCGGCCUGGAGGAGGAGGAGGUGGAGCUGGUGGGGCAGGGGAAGCAGGAGCAGGGCGGCUGGCGGCCGCGGCCCUUUGACGAGUACAUCAUCUACGAGUGCUGCGUGGGCUCCUUCACACCCGAGGGCACUCUGGCCGCUGCCGCUGAACGGCUGGAGCACGUGGCCGCCGCCGGCUUCACAGCGGUGCAGCUGAUGCCACUGGCUGAGUACUCGGACGUGUGGGGCUACAACCCGCGACUGCUCAUGAGCCUGCACGGCAAGUACGGCAGCCCUGAGGACAUGCGGCGGUUCGUGGACCGCGCGCACCAGCUGGGCCUGGGCGUCAUCAUUGAUGUGGUGCUGCACCACGGUGCGGUGGACGGCAACAGCCUGUGGGAGUACGACGGCUGGGGCCCCGACUACAACGGAGGGAUCUACCACGAGGGAGGCCACGACACCAUGUGGGGCCGCGGCUUUGCCUUCUGGAAGCGCGAGGUGUAUGACAUGGUCCAGGCCGCCUGCGUCAUGUGGCUGGGCGACUACAGGUGUGACGGCCUUCGCUUCGACAGCGCCAACGACCUGCCGCGUGACACCAUCCAGGCGCUGACCUACCACCUGCACGAGCGCUUCCCCGGCCGCAUCCUCACCGCCGAGGUCACGCCCGAGAACCCGCAGAGUGUCCACGAGCUGGGCUUUGACAGCGUGUGGGUGCACAGCGGCUACUUUGACAUCAUCCAGCAGCACCGGGCUCUGGGCCGCGGCCACCACGGCGGCGGCGACUGGGCCGAGGGCUGGAACCUGCCGCGCCUGCGCACCGUCAUGGUGCUGCACUACGGCUUCACACACCCCACGCAGUGCAUCAAGUACCUCCUGGGCAGCCACGACCAGGUGGGCUGCCAUAACGGCGGCGCCUGGUACCAGGACCUGCAGAUGAUCGGCGGCCGCAAGAGAUACGCGGUGGACCAGUACGGCGGCGGUCGCGGCGACUGGCACGCGCGCUCCUGCAGCCGGCUGUGGUGGGCGGCCAACGUGGCGGCGGCGGGGCUGCCCAUGUGCUUCAUGGGGACGGAGUUCGCGCAGUCUGGCUGGUGGGACAACAACUCGGAGCGCGGCCUGAACUGGGAGCACACACAGGACGAGGUGGGCCAGCACAUGCUGGCGCUCUUCUCCACCGUCAACGGCCUGCGCACGCGCUUCCCCGCCCUGCGCCGCGGCUGGGCCAACAUCCUGCACGAGGACCGCGCCAACGGCGUUGUGGCGUUUGAGCGGGUGAUCGAGGGCGAGACGCGGCUGGUGUGUGUGAUCAACGCCGGCCGCAAGCACUGGGGCGCGGGCGACUACGGCGUGUGGGUGGGGCACGCCGAGGGGCGGCUGGAGGAGGUGUUCAACUCCCAGUCCCCCCUGUACGGUGGCAAUGUGGAGGCGCCCAGCGGCUUCUCCAACGAGCCCCGGCCCAUCUACGACGGCAAGAUCUGGAUCAACCUGCCGGAGCAGUGCACCAUCAUCUUCCAGCACAUGCUGUGAUCGCAGAUGCAAAGAUGACAACGUGACAGGAAAUGAGAUGAAAUGAGACGGCAUGCCCAGAGGAGAGAAGUGUUGAUGGUCAUUUAAAGGAGGGUGUAGGGCGAGCGGCGCACAGCCCACAAGCCUCGAGGCCGCCUGGGGCGCACUGAAGAACAAAAAGGAGUCCCAGCACAUGCUGUGGAAAAGAGUUAUGCGCAUUUUGGGCCUAAUAUGUGUGUGUGUUGGCACAUGCUGGCGCACGGGGCUGUUUGUGGUAAUUGUGGCUAGUGACAGCGACGGGGCACGCUCACACGUGCACUUGGCGAAUUCCAACAGCAACACGGAGCGGCCACACGUGGUGAGCUCCCCCUCAGCACAUGCUGUGGAGGGGCGGCGGUGUUCUGGUGCGGGUGGGAACGGUCACGUGGAGGCGUGGCCGUGGCGGUCACGUGCGACGACUGGGCGGGAGCUGCACUGGCGCAGGGAAUGGGUCGCGACUUUGCAAGGGAAGGCUGAGACGGUUGCUUUCAAGAUUGUGGGAGGUGUGGCACGGUGGUAUGGGCUUUUACAGGUGAGCCUGUGGAAAGGGUGCCUUGCGUUUUGUUGGCUGCAUGCCUUAUUUGCGCCUGGCAAGGCCCUGGGUUGGAGGGGUUUGUGUCCUCCUUCACACCCCUUGAUUAGAUGUCGCUGACAUCGCGCUGGCUGCCACUGGGUAACAACCCACGAACGAGGCUGCGCAAUUUUUGGAUCUUGCCCUGACACGGAGCAUGAAGCACAGGCACUAAAAGCAUGCUCCGGCAGGUUUUGUUGUGAUGCUUCCGGAAUCGUGUUUUGCUAAGAAGUGGUGUUGAAGCAAGUCCAGCUGUGUGUUCGUGCAUGUUAGUGUGAGGCGCAGUUGCACCAAUGUGCGCAGGUGCACAGCCAUAUGUUUGAUAGUUAAUCCUGGUGGGAGCCUUGCGGCGCACGCCCAAAGUUUCAUAGCAUGGGUUUCUGUUUGCAAGACAUUGUACAGUGAACGAAUGGAUGUAUCGUUAUGAAAUCGGUAUGCCCGAGGAGUCGUGCCGUCGAUGCCCUGCGGCGUCCUGUCGAGACUCGAGUGAGCGGGAGGGAGCGAAGGCAGGAGCAGGCGGGAGGGGGCAUGAGCAGGGGAGGAGAACGCCGGAGGGAGUGCCUGUGCCGGGCAAAUUGAUGCACGAGGGUCGCACAUGUGCGCGCAGCCAAUCUGCGCCAAGCCAGGUGAAACGCCGGAAACCGUGGGGUUUGGGGGUUUGGGCAGUGCCAGGCGAGGUGCCAGGCGACGAACAGAGCUGGAACAAAGUGCCCUUGAGAAUGCCCUUGAGAGUCGCCGCAAAACUGAUAAAACCGUCAAUCGGGGGUCCCAGCCAAGGACUCGGACCAAGAGUGAUUAUAUAUCCCUGCAUGCUCGGGCCUGGCUUUGGCCAUAGGACGAAUCCUGAGGGGCAGAGCAGGGCAGUGCAUGGCAUGAGUGCAUGGACCACCACCUGAACCAGAUGGGGUGCCAACCGCUGAUGCAUGCACAACAAUUGACAUGAGGAGGAAGAGGCUCUGAGCCGUGCUGGAUAGAACCACACAUGCAGGACUAACUCGAAGAGCUUUGGCGCGGUGCAACACCCACUCCGACCGGAGCUCAUCGCACCUUGCAAAGCAUGUUGUAACUUGGCUUGAUA
Molecule: messenger RNA, 4034 nt
Organism: Chlamydomonas reinhardtii
Lineage: Eukaryota; Viridiplantae; Chlorophyta; Chlorophyceae; Chlamydomonadales; Chlamydomonadaceae
Exons: 21
Coding region: 169-2367 (732 amino acids)
Biological process (GO): glycogen biosynthetic process
Molecular function (GO): cation binding; hydrolase activity, hydrolyzing O-glycosyl compounds; 1,4-alpha-glucan branching enzyme activity
Source: RefSeq, a predicted model, not a curated record